Zingiber officinale is the source of this 1535-nucleotide messenger RNA. Its product is annotated as F-box protein PP2-A13-like. The transcript has 3 exons. Lineage: Eukaryota; Viridiplantae; Streptophyta; Magnoliopsida; Zingiberales; Zingiberaceae. The record is from RefSeq and is a predicted model, not a curated record. The coding region runs from base 372 to 1238 and encodes 288 amino acids. Gene Ontology annotation, molecular function: protein binding.
GGCUGGCUGACUGGCUGCUGACACCCUUCCCACUGUCAUCGUUGGUAAACAUACGGCGGACAAGUUUGACUUUUAAUAAGGUUCCCAUUCAACCCAACACGAAGGGGCAUUCUCGUCAUUAUACUUCUCCGCCCCUCACCUGCCUUUGUUUUUUCGUAUAUAUUACGGACUUGCCACCACUUUCCGACAUUCUGCGUCUUUAUCCUGAAAUCCACCUUUCGAUUUUCCGCGAUACGGAUCUCGAUCCAUUUCUACCUGCCCAGAGUUGCGAUAUUUUUUUUUUGAGAUUUGGAUAUUCUUCUCUGCCUUUGGGAGAUCGGAUUGGGUGGUGGGAUUGAGACUGGGGUUUACGGAUUUCGGUGCUGCUGCCUAUGGGCGCCGGUGCAUCCAUCGUCAAGGAUCUGGAGGGGGAGCUUGAGGCAGGCCUCGGGGACCUGCCGGAGAGCUGCGUGGCGGAGGUGCUGCUCCACCUCCACGCUCCGGAGAUCUGCGGCGCUGCGCGGCUGAGUCGGACGUUCCGGGCGGCUGCUUCGGCGGACUUUGUGUGGGAGGCGAAGCUCCCCGAGAACUACGCCUAUCUUUUGGAGCUGGCCCGCGCUGAGAGAUCGAGCUGCGAAAAGGAUCGCCUUUGCUUGAAGGAGGUGUAUUUUUGGUUGUGCCGGCCGAAUCCCCUGGAAGGGGGCAACAAGAUAUUCUGGCUGGAGAAGAACCGGGGUGGGAUUUGCAUGUCGAUUUCGUCUAAAGGACUGCUAAUUACAGGGAUCGAUGAUCGGAGGUACUGGAAUUAUGUCUCGACUGACGAGUCCAGAUUCCACGAAGUAGCUUAUCUUCAACAAACAUGGUGGUUUGAGGUUGAUGGUGAAGUUGAUUUCUGCUUCCCCGCAGGCACUUACAGCCUAUUUUUCAGGCUUCAUCUUGGCCGACCUGCUAAGAAAUUUGGCCGCCGGAUCUGCUGCUCCGAUCAUGUUCAUGGAUGGGACAUAAAACCAGUGCAAUUUCAGCUAUCCACUUUGGACGGUCAGAAUGCUACUUCUCAUUGUUAUUUAGACGAACCCGGGAGAUGGAUUCUGUACCAUGCUGGAGAUUUUGUUGCAGAAAACUCUAAUGUGUCAACCAAGCUCAAAUUCUCAAUGACACAAAUCGAUUGCACGCACACAAAAGGUGGGAUCUGCAUCGACUCUGUGUUGAUUUAUCCCAAAGGUUUUGCCCACGAAAAGAUCUUUACAUGCUACUCAUGACAACGUAGUGGACUGGGAGAUAGGAAUUUGGCAUCCUUUCCCUGUAGGCUGCAAGCAAUGUAGAUAAGGUUAUCUGUACCAUUUUGACUCGGAAAAUAGAGUCGUCAGGCUUUGAUGAAGUUAAAAGGAUUGAUGUUAACUUAGAACGAAGAGAGAAACGAUGGGGAGGUUCAGCUCAGUCAUAAUAGAACAGGAAGUACAAUACGUUUAAUGUGAUCCAGUUCUGAAAUAGUGCUUUGAUGCCACCAAAUUAGUGAGUGUUAUGUGGUAUUUUACUUUAAUUCUUUUUAUCGUCAA